AUGGAGAGAUCGGUGGAUCUCUAUCAUACCAUCUACAAUGAAAGGAAAGAUCGGAUCCUCAAGAGGUCAGCAGACAUGCAGAGACACGAGACUUUACUGGUCCAUCGCAUCAAACAAUCCUCCACGAGAACCUCUCCCACCAAAACCGAUCCGACCGCAAGCUUUGCUGUGAUGCAGCCCACGUGCAAGGGAGAGCAAGCGGAGAUCAAGCUGCUGCGAGAGAGGCUGGAGCUGGCAAGAGUGCGAGCCGACGUGGAACGGAGAGUGCGGCUCAAUGCUGAGUCGAUCACGAAGCAGGUGCUGGCAGAGCAGUCAGGCUCGUACGUCUUGACAAGCUCAUGGCCCAGGGCUCGUUCAUCGAGAGCCGAUGAAAGGCAAGAACCUGGGAGACAAGAGCAUGCGACUGCGAUGACAGGAGGUCACGGCAUCUCCUCCCGUCGAGUGUCGAGGUUUCUCUACUAUCAGCGGCUCAAGCAAGCGAAGCUGGAGGCGAUUGCGAUCCUCAAGCAAACUUGUGCUAUCUCAUCUCGUUCCAAGCUCGCGGCUUCGCGCUUGUGCUGCCGGCUGCAGCACAGGCGCACGUUCAACACGUUUGAUUGCUGGGCGGAAGCUGCGAUGAAGACCACGGAGGUGAUAGAGUCGAGGGCAAAAGCUCGAGCAGCUCGAGCAAGACAGCAAGCAUUCGCCGCAUGGGUCCGUGAGUGCGGCCUGACGACUGACCCGCAAGCUCUGGAGGCAUCAUCCUACAAGCGUCUGAUCAGUCUCGUUCUCGUCGACCAUGUUGCUGCUUCUCCUCUGCGGCUGUCAAUGACGUUCUCGGCCUGGAAGGGACUGACAAACUUUCAAUCAGUGACGCCGCUCAUGCUCAAGCUGCUGCGAGAGCGAUCGAAGAGGCAAGCUGGGAGGAUGCUGGACAUUCUCACUGCUUCGUCUCCGUCACCUCGCCCGCCUCUAUCGCCUGCUACGAUCGCGGCGCGUCACUCGGAUGUUGCGUGCUGCUGUUGGGACAUGGGCAGACAGGAGGGGGAGGGGGAGGAGAAGUGCCCUGGUACUGCUGGAGGAGUCGCUGAGCUGUCGACCUGUUCUAUCGUGCUGGAGAGCAUGGAGCAAGAGGAGAAAGCAAGUAUAUUGCCUCUUGUCCUUUUGCUCGCAACCUUCAGGAGCUGGGACGAGAGGCGACAAGCGACCGGCCGGCUAGAAACCGUCGCCCUCAAGUCACAGGCCGCAGAGAGGAGCGACUGGAGCAAGAGAUGGUAUCGGUCGCUCCUCCGGACUGUUGAGAUCGUUGAGAGAGUUUCGCCACUUUGGUCUCUUCGUCGAGUUUUGCGGUCCUGGAAGGUGUCGACGACUGCUGCUCGUUAUGGAGCAGCCAGGUGGGGCAAGAGGCUGGCAGGAAGGAGCAGGUUGGUGCUCGAGUCCUGGUGUCAGCUGGUGAAGCAGAAGAGCUGGAGGAGCCGGAAGGCGCAGAAUCAGUCGGGCAAGUCCAGCAGGAGGCUGGCGGCGCGAGUCUUUCGCUCGCUCAAGUCCUUGACACGGAAAGGGACAGUUUGCCGCGAAAGGCUCGACCGCUAUCAACUCAAGUCGCGGAGUCAACUGUUGGGCUCUUCCUUGUACCUCCUGCACUUGAGCUGCCAGCUGACGCAACGAAAGAAGACGAUGGUGAGGGCGAUGGCAAGAGAGGGGAGGAAGAGAGAGCUGAGGAGGAGGUGGAAUCAGUGCUGUGCCUGGAUGGUCCUAGUAACUCACCGACGACGAGCAAGCGCACGUCUUCAACAGGCGCUGCAUUCCCUCACCUUGCAGCGCAUCUGGAUCAGAUGGCGGGAGGAGAGCAGCGGUCAGCAUCUCCUCCUCAGGCUGAAGCCCCUCCUCCGCGCAAUGCUUCUCCCUCCCGUCCCUCUUGUCUUUCGCGCAUGGACCAACCUGAGGAGGGCAGAGGAGAGCAGCAAACUCUCGCUAAAGAGAAAUGUUUUCAAGGCGAUGAAGUCGAGGACCCAAGUGAGGAGGAUCGCUCUUGACGCCUCCCUUGCUGCCCUCCAGCAGUUCUUUCUCUGCAUGGGUCGCAGCUACUCGCUCGCCCUCUCGCGCGUCUGGUGGCAUCAUGUGAAGUCUGCGUGCUUGAGGAGGCAGAAGGUGAAGGAGAGCAGGACGAAACGGGAGAAGAAGACCCAGAAAGUAUGCUGGCGGGGAUGGAAACAAACAUCAUCGUCGAUUAGAUCGACUCGAUUGGAAGCAAUUGACCGGCUGGGAGAGAAGAGGAGGAGCAGGACGAGGAGAUGGUGUGUAAAAUGCUGGAGGCGGCACAUGGCGGAUGUGAAGGAGACGCUGAGACUGGUUGCGAGACUAGAGUUCAGUGCCAAGAGACGAAGAGACGUGGGAACGAGGAGGAGAUUCUUCGAGCUCUGGAAGGUCUGGCUGCUUGCUCCACACCUCUUCGACCAGUCGCCCGACGUGGAGGAGGAGCAGAACGGGGAAAGUAGUACCUUGCAUGCGAGCUCUCUCAUUCCUGUGCAGACGUCUCCUGUUAUCCUCCCAUCAGGUCAUGGUUUCCAUAGCCUCCUCCUCCUCACCCUUGUUCUUGCAGCUUGCAAGGAUCGUUACAUCAAGACCUUCUCUCCCCUCCUUCAAAACCUCGUCGACCCCAACUUUGACUUCUCUCGCUCACCCGCGUCGCUGCCCUAUCAGCACGACAGAGGCUGUCUGCCUGAAACUCCCUCGGGACCUCAGCUCCUCGCAUGGAGCCAUGCAGGGGCGGGAGCCUUACAGGCCUGGGCGAACCGGCGGAGGAGCAGCAGCUACUUUACUGAGUGGAAACACUUCAAGUCCCAGACGAGGAGGGUGGAGGAAGCGGCCCUGCAGGAGCGAGUGCAAGGACAAAACAUCCGGGCCCUUACAACCUGUAGCAUCGGCAAGGGCGGAGGAAGAGGUGGAGGUGCCGGCAGGUGUGGACGCGAGGGCCAACCAGCCGCUACGGGUGGUCACAAUUAG
Guillardia theta CCMP2712 is the source of this 2985-nucleotide messenger RNA. RefSeq lists its product as hypothetical. Bases 1 to 2985 code for a protein of 994 amino acids. Lineage: Eukaryota; Cryptophyceae; Pyrenomonadales; Geminigeraceae. The record is from RefSeq and is a predicted model, not a curated record. The transcript has 11 exons.